CAGCCAGGCCAACGUCUGCGUUAGCAGAAAAAAAAGUGCGCUGCAGCACUGCACUGCACUAGCACUGCAAGCGAGACGAGUCGGCGCGCUCGGGGAUGCUGCUGACGACACCGUGCCAGCAGCGAAAGCUCCUCUGCCGUAACGUCGCUACGUCGUCGCUCUCGUCAUAACCUCUCAUUUUCGCGCAAAAGCACACCCCUGGAUUCUCGGGGGCUGCUCUCUGCUCUGCUCUCUUCGUGUUCUAGCCAGCACAGCGCAGCGCUGCACAGCUUUUCGCGCCAUCGUGCCGAGAGCCAGCAGAAAUAAAUAUAUAUAGGCUUUGUAUAGCACGCGCGCCUCGAAACGAGAUAUCAACUACUACUACUACUACUACUUCUACUACUACUACUACUACUACUACUACUACUAUUGCUACUACUCCCCCGUAUUUCGGCGCAUACACACGUAAAAUAACGUCUGUACGUCAUAUACGUUUUAUUCUAUCGUACCUACGUACGCUUUCUAUAGUGUCUGUGUUUUUUCAAUCUAUAUAAAUAUAUUCAUAAAAGUAUAUAUUAUAUAUUAAAUAUAAUAAAAAAGUGUUCGUGUAUACGUGUGUGCGUUUUCUCGAAAUAGUUUCAUCUUUGUUGUUGUUUACGUCUCUCUCGGCUCUGGAAUUUCAUUGGCAGCGACACUGUCAUCAUCAUCGAAACGAAGGGAGAGAGAGAAAAAAGAAAGUGUUUAAUAAUCGAGUGUGUUGUGUGCUGCAACAUCGGUAUUAUAAACACACACAACAAGCGGCAGUCGGAGAGAAGAGAGAAUAUACAUCGAUAAUUGCUUACGAUGAGAAAUACGUUGUCGGUAGUGCUAUUGCGACACGUGCCCGCCAUUUCUUCGCUCGGUAUUUAACGAAUUGACAAAGUGUUUUUUCUCGCGUGUGAGUGUAUAUGUACGCUUUUACGUACUACGUUUAAGCAGCAGUGAAGGAAUUCACGUAUUUUUAUUAUAUAUCUAGUGGUGAUCAGUGCCGUCUGUCUCUAUCGUCAGGCCGAAAAGGGUGCGCGUAAAAAUAUAAUAAGCAGUGCGCGUGCGACCAUUCACUUACAGUUCAAAGUUAAAAGAAAAAGCUAAAAAGCACAAAAGAGAGAGAAAGAGAGAAGGAGAGAAAACUCGAAUAUUUCACUGCACUCUCUGCAGUUUAUUAUCGACUAGUGCGUGGAGUUUGUUCAUUCGUUCGUUCUUGUGGCAGCAGAUUUUGGUUUCAUCUUCGUCGAACACACAAACAUCAACAUGGAUAUACUACCAAGCGGUAAUAUAUUCCGGGAGCUGCAGUUCGUGCACGAGACCGGCUACUUCCCGGCGCAUCCAUCGCUCGAGGAUCAUUGGCAACAGACAUGCUACGAGAUGGAAAUGUACCUGAAGGACGAACCCAAGCUGCACUCGUACAAAAAGCUCUCCACGGAUCUUGACACGACGCCGUGGAACGUGUUCAGGGCCCCGCAAAUCUGGACCGCCACCACGGGGAGCGCGAACACGACACAGUACGAAUCUUCGAUCAAGAUGCAGGUGACAGCGUCGACGGACGACAGAGACACUUUAUGUCUCGACGAAAUGAAGCUGAGUCCGGGAGAUCACAGUCACAAUGGCCGCGACAGGGAUCUCGAUCGACACUUGGACUCGUUAUCCAUGUCUUCGGCAAGUUCGGCUUGUUCAGCUCUGUCCUGGGACGGCUCGCCGUCCUUGUCGUGUCGAGCGCUCAUCCUCAAAAAAGAAUCCAGCGAAGAUCUUGAAGAGGACGAGGAGCACGAGGAAAUCGAAGAAGAAGAAGACAGUGGUUGCGAAGGCGAGGGACAAAUUCUCACACCACCAUCGAGUCCGGAAUCGGGCCAAGGUCAUUCGAACUCGAGUCACUCGUCGACCGGCAGCUCGAUGCUCGACGUGCACAAUCUCAAUCUUCACGGUACCAACGGCAGAAGCGCAAUCGUCAGGGUUACCGCAAACGCACAAAGCGUCGCGAGAUUAAUCUCCGUGGCAACGAACGGCGCCUUUCCCACGGUGAACGGCAACACGACGACGACGACGACGACGCAAAUAGGCACGACGGGCUCGGGGCCGACGGCGAUGACGACGACGGCGACGGUUGUCGCGACGACGGGUACGGGCGCAGGUAACGGCGGCGCCAACAACAGACAUCCGAGGAGUCACGAGCACAGUCCGCCCGACACCAAGCGCAGGAUACACAAGUGCCAAUUUCCAGGCUGUAAGAAAGUAUAUACCAAGAGCUCGCAUCUCAAGGCACAUCAGCGAACGCAUACAGGUGAAAAGCCGUAUAAGUGCAGCUGGGAAGGCUGCGAGUGGCGCUUCGCCCGCUCGGACGAGCUGACGCGCCACUACCGCAAGCACACCGGUGCCAAACCCUUUAAAUGUCGGCACUGCGAUCGCUGCUUCUCGCGUAGCGAUCAUCUGGCGCUGCACAUGAAGAGACACGUCUAACCCUUAUUGCAGCACCAUCGCCAUGGCUGAAGGGGUCGAGAAGAACAAGAAGAAGGAGGAGGUAUCAGCACGUGCCAACGACGCAUUGCUCGAUAGCAGCAGCAGCGACUCCCACAUAUAUAUUCGGUAUAAUAUAACUUCGACAAGAGGUUUAAUUAACAAGCACAAAAUACACACAAAUCUAGUAAAGUACUAUGUAAUCGAUGUGACGUCUGUGAUAGCGCGCGACAAGAGAGAAAUAGACCUUGACGGUGGACAAGGACAGUGACGACGACAGUUUUUCACCCCCGCGUUGACGGAGAAAUAUUAUAAAAAGAGAGCAUUAACUCAUUACUUUUGACAAAUCGUAACGCGAGAGAGAUAAAAAAAUGCGCUUUUUUCGUAAUUAUUGUAAUUGUUAUCGAAUUGUAAAGUGAACUUAUUUCAAUGAGACACAUUAGGAUCACUGCCAUAAUUUAAAACUGGCGACGAUGUAGCAUCGUUUUAUAUAAAGGAGUAUGAGCGUCGAUGCCAACUAAAAAAAACGAAUAUAUCUUCGCCAAGGAUUGCUACGAUCGCACAACGUCAUUACGCUCAAAAAGAAUGAAAGAAGCGUCAAAAACCAAACGCGCUAGUAUGUGUAUGUUGAUCGUUGGUAUACAUGUGCCCGAAAAUCCUUGUAGGUGCGUGCAUCAAAACGAAAAAUAAAACAUACGACUUUCAUAUUUCGUAUUUUUGUAAGUUUGAUACACACACACAUGCACGUGUCACCAAAAACAUUGGAUACUACGCUUUUACCAACAUGACCCAAGAGUUGUUGUGAUUGCACAAUGAGAUAUAAUUCUGGCACCUUUUGUAGUGCAAUGUGAAUAGUAAAUUUUUCUAUGUAAUUAUGUAACGUAAAAUUUCUCAAAUAAGUCUAUUGCCCGUAUAGAAAAAUCCAUUUUGAAAUUUAGAACUUGAUAAACUUAACAUUACAAAGAACGAUAAAAAGCUAUUUUUCAUCAGUAAUAUAACACAUAAAAAUCGCCGUAAGAUUUGAACUUUUUGAUUGUUGAUGAUUCGGUUACUGCACAAGAACGUAGCGAUAUUCGUGCCGCGUUUAGUAAAAUUUUGAAAAAGUUCGUUUAUUGAUAUUACGAACGAAAUCAGUCGAUGUUUUUGUGCUUGUUCGAUGAUAAACAACUCAAUGCAUUGUUGUUGGAUGUGCAAAUUCGUAAAAAAAAGUAUCAUUUCGUUUUUUAAAUUCAAAACAAGAGCUUGGAGUGAGCGCAAUAGAAAAGUCAUUUUGUACUCGAGCGUCUGUUGGUGCCAAGUGUCACACGCUCGCGCAUUGUCUGUUCGGAUUGCAGUUAGCACUAGCUUGAACAUCGUCAGCUUUUCACAGAUCGGAGUGUCUUUCUGUUUUUUUGUACCGUUUUUCUUUUUACCAUUUUUUUUUAGUCAACGAGUUUUUAUCAUGUUUGCAGAAAAUAAAAAAAGGAGUGGGAGUGUAACCAUUCAUUUUUUUCCCCUAGCUGUUAUUGUUACUUUCAUCAUUGCCAUUUCAAACUUUUUGAAGCAUGAAAUCUUACUUCUUUUCAAUAGUUUUCUGUGCUAUAGAGACUUUUCAGGUUUAGAAUUUCAACUGAUAAAUAAAAAUUGUGCAAUUUUAUUUAAAAAAUGAAUAAAAUCACAUGAACUUGUUCAAUUUUUAAUAUUAACUUUUUUUAAAUGUAUUAUGAAAAUUUAUUUAAUUUUUUUUUGCCGAUGAUUUUCGGGCUUUUAUUAAACGAACAUUCCAAAAGUGAGAUUUUUCCACGUCGCGCAAUAAGUAUUUUUUAUACAAUGUAAUUUAACUUUUAGUUUUGAUCUCGCAGUACGUCGAUGAGCAUUCAAAAUUCUUUCGAGCUCAUUAACAUAAAAUAGCUUACAAGUAUAAUUAAACAGUACGUAACAUACAAAAUCCAUCACCGUAAAAGACUAAAAUCCAAACGUCCGAUAAUCUAGCGAACAAAAAACAUAUGAAGUACGUGUGAAAUUCUAAAGUAUAAUAAAAAAAAAUAAUUCAGUGGCCAAAACGCGAAACUCGAAAUUUACUUUAUAAUAUUACGUAUACGCGCUCGUACCCAAGCAUGUAUUUAUGACAGCGUAAUGCGCGUGUAUAUGACCUGUGGGAUCAUUGAUAAUUCUACCCGAAUGUAGGGUGCUCCAUAUGCAUUUUUAUGUAUGACAACCGGAAAAGAAAACGAGUACAAGAAAGAAUCGUGAACUGUAGGAUGAAAAGAGUUGCAUUGUUGAUGCUUAGAUGAAAGUUUUUAAUUUUCUGCGAAAAAAGUAACAAGUCGCGCGGGAAUUUUAUGUUGGUCUCAUUCAAUGACAUUCCUUACGUAUACAUAUUAAAAUUCGUGUUAUUCCAGCGUGUAAAAUGCAAUACCGAAACGGAGCGAAAGUGUGAAUUGCCGAUCUGAAAAUAAAACGAACUAUAUGCAGGGGGAAAAAAGUUUUUGAAGCAUGCAAAAUGUGCGUUAGGUUUAAAGCUGGACGCAAAAGUAUAAUUACAUAAAUACAUAUAAAAUUAACAAUAUGUUAUACCAUGUAUAGAGUAAAAAUAACGAAUAAAAACGAUUCUCGUCAAUCGUUAGGUGAUCGUAAAACUCUUCCAACCAAAAUCGAGUCAGUCUCAUAAAUAUAGUCACUAAUUAAACGCCAUAUGUAUGUAAACGAAGAUUAUAAAAGAUUAGAGAUGCUGAGAAUAAUCUAACGCAACCGUACAUAAAACCGUACACACCGAUUUCAUAUGUAGGUAGAUUAGGGUUUUUAGGAAUUUUAUACGGGUGUGUAAAAUAAAUUUAAAUUAAAGUAAAUGUUAUAAAUGAUGAUUUCAAAGAUAAUGAAAAUGAAAAAUACAUUGUGGUAUCGUAAAAUAUAAAGUAAAUAUGGCGAGUAUUUAGAGCGCAUCUAAUUGUUCUUUAGAUAGCGUUGAAAGAUUUAUGACUAAUAUAAUUAUAUAAAGAAUAUAAAUAAUUAUAUAUAUAUUACGGAGAUGAAAGAUUCAAUUUUUAAAAAAUCGUUUCUAAUAUUUUCGUUUGAAGGAUCGUCGUACACGAGCUUGGCCGUGACUCGCGACGGUUUUUCGAUUACGAUUAUACGACGACGGCGAUUGAUAUAUUAUUGAUACACAUACGUGACGGGAUUAGAUAUAUUAUGCGAAUAUUAAAUUUAAUUGAUUCAAUUGAUUACAAAUUAAAUGAAAUAAUGAUGAUAUGAGAUUGGUUAAAAAUAAAUAAAAUGAAUAAUUGAAUAAAUAAAACAAUGGUGCAGCGCGUGUAUAACGAUGUAUAAUAGUUCAUUUGUUUUUGGGGGUGAGUGCAACUUGAGAGCGAUUUAAAUAUACGUUGAUGUUGAAAAUCGAUCGGUAGCCGUCUUUGAAGAAUAUAAAAAAAUAUAAAUGAAAAAGAAUGUAAGUAAAAGUAAAUGAUCGUCAAAAAUCAUAUUUAUAUUAUGCUCUGAUAGAAAAAUCAUAGCCAAUGUCGAACAAAUCGAUGAAUUACUGUAUUAUACCUUUUGAUUUGCCAAAGAUUGAAAGUCCCUUCGAUUCGUUGGGUAAUAGCAGAGACAAAACGAACGAUUCAGUGCUUUAAUGAAAAAUCAAAAUACGCUAGCGAACAAAAAUAUUUUAUUUAUCCGUAAUACUUAGAAGAAAGUACUUAGAACGGGAAGUGAUACGUAAAACGCCGUGUAACUAUUCACAAAAUAAGGAAACAUAUUUUCAGAUUAUGUGGAUAGCCAACUAGAUCUUGAGCCAUUUUCAAUCUUUGGCAAAACUUUAGGCGUCAUUUCAAGUAAAGGUAUUCAUUUGUUUGGUAUCAGGUUUAAUUUUUUUAUCGGUGUACGAUUGAUCUAGGAUCAAUCGUUUUAUAUGCGUGUUUCACAGAUUGAAAAUUGAUUAAAAAAUUUGAAUAAACUUUUUCAACGCAGAAAGAGCCUAUCAAACAGAUUAAUGGCAAAAGUAAUACUCAUAAAACGCGUAUAAAUUAUAUUGUAGUUUUGGUGUCCCGGAAAAUCUAGGGGUCAAGAUAAUUAAAGUAAUUAAAUAUGAGUAGCGAAAGAAAAAUGUAUGAUUAGGAUAUUAUUAGAAAAAGCGUGGAUUCUAUUUUCCGCGUCGCAGAAAUAAGAAUGAUUUUAAAAAAUAAUGAAUUCCGUACCUCAUUGUAUACAUCAUCUACUUGUAUAAUUGUAAUAAAAGGUAAGGCGUCGUCGUAUGAUAAUGUGAUUAAAAGAAACAAAAAAGAUAUCGAGAUAAUGAAAUAUUUAAAAAGCAUUGCUUUACGAAGUAAGAAAUAGAAAAAUAGCUAAUUAUACGUGCGUUAAAAAAAAAGCAAAAGCGUCGGAGACUACCUGAUAUCCGAGUAUUGUAAUUUUGUACUAGUUCGUAUGAAUAAAUGAAUAUUAAAAAAUUCAACGUAUACAUCGUGUGUGUAAAAGAGAUAUUCGAGUAUUAAAAGAAAAGUUUGGAAUACGUGUGGACACCUUGAGAUGAAAAAAAAUACAGCCUCGUGCAACGAAAAAAUAAUGACAAAUUAUGAUAAUACUUUAUGAAACAGACUUACAAAAAGACAGACGCUUAUAAAUAAUUCAAUUGGGAAGAGUAUACGAUAAUAAAAGAAUAUUACCAAAAAAAUUUUUAAUAUAUAAAUAAAAGAGCUAUUUUUGUAUGAAAAUUCGCAUAAACAUACAAAAAGCAUUUCUAAGAUAUAACAAUUUCUUUUAAUUUACCUUAAUUUUAUAAAUAAAUGUACACGUUUAUGUACGCAAACAUCUUAAAAUAUUGAAAAAACUAAUUUUAUCAAUGAAGCUGUGAAAAAUAUGUUUUCUUAAAAUUCAUAUACUCUUCCCAUCUAUAUAAGGAGUAUAAAAAUAUAAAAGUCACUAAUAGCAGGGUUUUGUUAAAAAAUGAUAAGAAAGUAGAUUACGGAAGGGAAAUGCGAAAAGAAUAAAACUUAAACGAAAAUAAACAAAAUGAAAACGUUCCGCUGCACUGCAACACUAUCCUUUUGCGCUUUUGUUCUUUUUUUUAUAUCAUUACCUUCUUUUAUUAUAAGCAUUGCUAUCUACUCCGUCUCCAAAUUAUUUUUCACCAACCCAUUGAAUUCAUUCGAUCGUUUAAAUUGCAUCUCGCCGAAAAGAGUCUAAAAAGAGUAUUUAUUUACUCAUUUUAAAAACCAAGAUUAUUUUAUUAAACUAUGAUACAAUUUUAAAAUAUAUUUAAAAUUAUUUUCAUUGAAUUUAUAUGAUGAACUAUCAAUCUCGUUACAAUUUGACUUUAAUGUUUAUUUUUGCGUAAUGGUCUAAAUAAUCUAUUCAAUAAAUAGGCUCCGACUUUUAUUUCUCUCUUUAUGCUCAAAUGAUUUUUCGCUUUUUUCGUAAAACUAUAAAGAAUGGUGGGUAGCGUCAGAUGAAUCGUUUUUAAUAGAAGAUCAAAAAGUAGAUUGCGAAUCAAGUAAAAUUUACAUAAUGAACAUAAGGAUUUCGUACAACAAUACUAAUGAUACUAUCUUGAGGAGCCCAAUAAAAUACGAGUGAAUUUAGGUAUAAACGAAUGCCGUGAUUUUUUCAGUAUUACAAUUUUUCAAAAUCAGUUUAGAAAAAUGUUGGCUUGGGCGCAAUAAAAGUUCUACGCUUAGCUGUAGCUGUCUGAUUUUUAACAUGGAUCUUCCACCUAUUCGCAUCUUCAAAACUACAAUAAAAUUUUUUAUUAUUGACAUGACUACGCACAAUACUGCUCGCAUUAAAUUUCAUACAUCUUCUAUUUCUACUGAACAAUCAAUGAGAUUUAAUUUGCGUCAGGCCUACUUACCGGUACUAAAAUAAUAAAAAAAUGCCGCACAAAUCUGCACACAAACAAAUUACAUACGGUACGUAGUCGAUGAUGGACGAUACUUAAGUCAUGUAUCAAAAUCAAUUUCUCUGUUCGAUGUCUUUGAUGUACUGAUAAGCGCUAAAUUUUACAUCGUUGCGUUUAUGAAAUACAAGUAAUUUAUAGCCUCAAGAAAUUUGCCACUUUUUCAAAUUUGCCGGUAAAAUCCAAACAGCCCUGCUUUUUAACUGUUAUAAUCGGUAAAAAUAGAAAUAUCGUAUGGAUGCAACCGUAUUUUUGUUUAGCACAGCAAUCAAAUGUUGAAUUGAAAAAGGGGGUCGCGCGCUUUGACAUUGUUUAAAGUCAACUACCAAAGAUUUGUACAACAUUGUUAUAUGUAUAAAAAUAGCCGUGUUUUUAUCUUUGAGUUAAAAAUAAAAGAAGAACAGAUAAAUUCAAUUAUAUUUUUUAUUUUACGUUGAUCUAAUUAUAAUUUUAUCCAUAUUCAUACAUGAUAUACACGUUUUAAUUGGAGUUACUUUUAUUCAAUGGAUUGUAAAGCUCUAACUUAAGUUUGAUUACUUUUAAUGAAUUUUGUAUUUUUGAUGAGUUUUAAGAAGAUGGCUUUCUUUAAGCCAUUAUUAUUUAAAUAUUUUCCCCUUUAUAUUUUAUCUACUUCUCUAUGUUUAGUAAGGCGUGCGAAUCAUGAAAAUUAGAAUAAAUUAACGAGGUGAUAGUCUUUUUUCGAAGUCUCAAAAAUAUUGAUAAUAACGGAUGAAAGCUAAGUGUUUUCGAAGUGGGAAACCGUCUCCAUGGUAAUUUUUAAGCAUUCUCAUUAUAAAAAAAAUUCAAUGUGUACUUGGGUGCGUGUGCGUGUUAAGGUUAACGUAAUUUUAGAUGGUAAACGAGCGUUGUGAAACAAAUGAUAUAUGGUGACUGUCAAAUGGAAGUGAUAAAACAAGUAUAAAAAUCAAAUCUAUGAAUGUCUAUAGAGAGAGAAUUUCAAAGCUCAAAUUUAUAUGAAGACACAAGCAGGAAGUUAGUGUGAUUCUUAAAGGGAUACAAGUUGAUAAAUUCAGAUUAUAUGAUUUUAUGCAAAUUAUUGACUAGGCUAACGCUUAUUAAAUUAAUAUAUAAUUGUCAUUGUCAUUAAUUAGUAACUAACUAUUACAAUUAUUAUUGUAAUUCUCAUUACUAUAUUAUUAACUCGUUAUCAAUUUCGUAUUACCAAUUUAAGCUGUUUAAUUGUACAAAGAAUUAAGUAGAUGAUAAAUUACUUGUAAGUAAGCUUAGCUUAAGAAAGCAAAACUUUUUGUCGCUCUUAAGAUCAAUGAUUAUUAUUACUAAACGACUUUAAAAGGAACAAAAAUUACUAUUGAAAAUGGGAAGAUUAAAUUGUUAGCGCGUGGAAUUCAAAGAAAAAAAUGUAAGUGAAGAUAGUCGAGCGUAAAAAAAGAAAAUUUACUGUCAACUGACGCCAAAUAUGUUCUUCCGCAUUUCUUCGGCGAUUUUAUAUAAUAAUUCGUUUUUAUGAAAGCCGCACGAAAAAGGAAUUACUUCAUAGCGAAAUGAUAUAUAUAUUAUGCAAGACUAAGAGAAAAUUCAAAGUUACGAAGAAACAGUAAAUACGACAAAAAAACUAAAGAUGAGUAAAUAUAUAAUAUAUAUAUGUGAAGUAAUGAAAAAAUAAAGUAGAAAAGAAAAUUGAAUAAGACUUUAUAAAUGUGGGUUGGUGCAAAUGUACAUAGCAAUGAUGUUGAGAUAUAUAAAUAUAUGAUUAUUUCGUGCGCGAGAUUUAACAAAAAAAUGAUAAAAGAGAGAUAAAAGUUAUAUCUAUUAUUAUAAGCUCGCUUUCGAAGCUUUAAGGUCGUUUAAUUUAACCGAGAAUUGAGAUGAUUGUCAUUCUCAAAGUACCGGAUUAUUUUUUUAUCGUGAAAAAAGAGUUUUAUUAAUCAUUUGUAAACACUCCGCUAUUUCUUUGUGCAUUGCGUAUAUUAUAUUAUAUUAUAUUAUCUAUUAGUAAGAAAAUAAAUGAAAUUUGUCUUUAUACGUGUAUAGUUGUAAUAUGCGUUAUUUUACUUUGUAUAUAUAAAUUUAUAUAAAUAUACGUAUAGGAUACCAACAUUGUUGAUGCGCUUUUAAAAUGGCACGUGAAAAUGAAAACUAGUAAAGAGAAAUGAUCCGAGUUUUUCUUGAAAAUUUUCGCCAUUUAGUAAAAACUUCUAACGAAGAUAAAGAACAUAACAUUAUUGUCAUCGCGCAACAAAUAAGAAAUUGUAUUGCAGCUGCGCUUUUCUAUUCGUUCUUCUUUCGUUGCAAAGCAAUUUAUAAAAGCUCAAUCGAUUGAUUUUGUAUAAUUGUAAUAAGGAAUGCAAGACAUUGUUAUAAGAGUUGUAUUAGUUAGAAAAUUAAAAAAAAAACAAAAAGCAUACGCUUUUUCGAUUAAGAAAUAAUAGAGAAAGAAAACUAUGAAAUUCCUCCGCAAGUCGUCUUACCUGUUCAAAAAGACUUUGAAGUAAGGCCGCGAAAAAGCGCUAAGAAAGGAAAGAAAAGGUUAGAAAAUUAAAAAAUAUUACUGUAAAUGAUCCGUAUGGGCGUAAAUAGUUUAUAUAUAAAAAUAUUCAAGUGCAUAUAAGUAUAAACAUUUGCAGAUGUGUAUAUUUAUAUGCACGCAUUUUUGGACGAAUGGGUGUGAUUGAGAGAGAGAAAACGAUAGAGAGCUUGGAAAAUGAUAUAACACAAUAAAUGGAACCCGAGGUGUCCAAUAUGGAGAUUUUACUUUUUUCGGAUGAUGGUAUUUAGAAAAAAAUUGAAAAAAAGGUAAAAAAAUUCAUAUAAAAAAUAAAAUAACUGGAAAUACAAAAACAACGAAAGAAGCUGUUUCUCCCUCCGAUGCAGCCCGAGUGUGAGCGGAUCGUUAUGAUCCGGUGAGAAAAAAUUUGAACCAUGAAAAAACAAAAAGUUAACGCGUGAAUUCUUAUCUUUGUUGAAAAAAAAACUUGAAAACCAAACUAACAGUACGAGGUACAAAAAGAAAAAUAUUUAUUACAUAUUAAAUCGCCCGUGAAGGCUCACCUGCACCUCGCAUGCAUCAGAGAGAAAAGCUGAAGAGAAAAAAAUAAAUUUCAUAUUAUAUAUGUACUCCAAGAAGUAACCACUUCUCACAAAAUAUACAAAAUCAUUCAUCGUGUAUAUUCCUCGAGGAGUUUUUAUAACGUCGCUACCUAUCGAUUGUAAAAAAACAUACGUAUAUGAAUGUGUGAUAUCGACCUUAUUUCUCAUCUCUCUAAAAGGCAAACGUUCGUUCAUACAUAUGCUAUAUAUAGACGUAAUUCUCAUCGGUAAAAAAAAACAUGCGAUGCAAGAAUGUGUCCUGAUUUUCCAUUUGUUGUUUUCGUAUUACACAUCUAUGCAUACAUCUCUAAAAAAGACGCAACAUGUGUAAGUACGAGUUUCCUUUGUUUUCUAUUCUGUGCAUAUUUAUUAUAAAAUAUAUAUGAGUACGUAAGCGUGGUGUUGAGUUACAGCGCGCGUCUACCACCCACCACCCUGUCUAUAUCUUGUUCUAGCGCAAUUUUUUUGCAUUUUUUUGCCGCCAGAGCAAAUGUAUGUUGUGUAUAUGUCGAGAGCUUUUGCCUUUCCACGAGUGUCGAGACGUAAAGAAUAAGAACGAACAAAAAAAGUGAAAAAAAAAAAAA
Messenger RNA from Trichogramma pretiosum, 11988 nucleotides. RefSeq names its product Krueppel-like factor luna. Gene Ontology annotation, biological process: regulation of transcription by RNA polymerase II. The record is from RefSeq and is a predicted model, not a curated record. Gene Ontology annotation, molecular function: RNA polymerase II cis-regulatory region sequence-specific DNA binding; DNA-binding transcription factor activity, RNA polymerase II-specific. The transcript is spliced from 6 exons. NCBI's taxonomy places the organism in Eukaryota, Metazoa, Arthropoda, Insecta, Hymenoptera, Trichogrammatidae. The coding region runs from base 1270 to 2472 and encodes 400 amino acids.